Messenger RNA from Aedes aegypti (yellow fever mosquito), 1761 nucleotides. RefSeq names its product profilin (gene chic). The coding region runs from base 442 to 822 and encodes 126 amino acids. The record is from RefSeq and is a predicted model, not a curated record. The transcript has 5 exons. Gene Ontology annotation, molecular function: actin monomer binding. Gene Ontology annotation, cellular component: cell cortex. Lineage: Eukaryota; Metazoa; Arthropoda; Insecta; Diptera; Culicidae.
GUCUGGAAAGCCAAUCCGGUGACAAGGCCUACUAGGAUUUUUUUUUGCCUUUUUCCUCUUGGGUUGGUCCGGUAUUCGUAUUCGGUCUCGUACACGAAGGCUACUAUGAUCUGUACAAGUGUGUGUUCGUAAUUCGUCCAAUAUCAUUUCAAAAAGUUUAGUGGUGGCAAGUUUUUUUUUGCUUUUCAACGCAGUAGUCUUCGACUUUCGGUGUAAAAUACAAGACUCUAGCAGCGGCAGAUUUUUUUUCUUUCGGUCCGUUUUCGGUUUCGAGUCGUCGCGAAUAAAUCCGGUCGUGAAAAAGCGAAAAUUUCCUUCCAGACGAGGGUAUUUUUGGACGGUGUGUGAAGAUCCAAGAUUUUGAAAGUAAAAUCACUCUCGCCUAGAAGUGACAAAUUGACCCGUUUCGAGUAACCAUCAUCAGAAAAACAAAAAAUCACAAUGAGCUGGCAGGAUUAUGUUGACAAUCAGCUCCUGGCUUCCCAGUGCGUUUCGAAAGCGGCCAUUGCCGGUCAUGACGGCGGCAUUUGGGCCAAAUCCGAUGGAUUCGAAGUAUCAAAAGAAGAACUGGCGAAAAUAGUGCAGGGCUUCGACAAAACCGAACUGCUCACCUCAGGAGGCGUGACACUGGCCGGCCAGCGUUACAUAUACCUCUCCGGAACCGACCGAGUAAUCCGAGCUAAGCUGGGCAAGAUGGGAGUACAUUGUAUGAAGACACAGCAGGCUGUUAUAGUAUCAAUUUACGAAGAGCCAGUGCAGCCUCAGCAAGCAGCGUCUAUAGUCGAAAAGCUUGGAGAUUAUCUAAUUACCUGUGGUUAUUAGAAGAGCCUACGGCGGCAGUGUGAGCGUAUUUCUCUUGUAAUUGUGUAAAAUCAGUUCAGUAUGAUAAGAAAUUGUAAUUUGUAUUAGCUCUUAAAAUCAUUAAGCAUCUCUCUGAAUUGGUCGAAUCGAAGAACUGAAGGAAGAAAGAAUGCGAAAGCAAGAGCGGAGGAGAUUAUAGGAGAGUCAAAGAUGAAGGGAAGUGAAAACUUGCACUUAGAGAACAAAUUAAAAUUCUUACGCAUUCUUCGAUGGCACAUGAGAUGAAUUACAGUCAUAUAGGAUACGACCAUGGGUUGUAAUGUUGAAAUCAUAGGAGGACGAAUAAAACAAACGCAUGUAAAACUGAAAGAAAUUAUGGAAGACCAUUUUUGAUGGUGUAAAAAGAAUGAAACGCAUAAGCUACUCUACUAUUAUUAUCAUCCGUAACUGUAUUAAUUAUUCCGCGAUGAAACAGAGCUGAGGUAUGGAAACAGAUUUCGAUUCAUAAUUUGCAAAAAAAUGUGCGAGAACCGUUUUUCUUUGUGUCGGACAGCAUAAAUACAAGCAUAACUAUGAGAUAAACAAGCGAAUCAAUAUGAUAAGGAUAAUGCAAUGAUAAUAAAAACCGCAAGAAAAGAAUAACAGCGAAAAUAAUGGACAAAAAUGUGUGUGAUUUACUACUAAUUUACAAAUAAGUGAAAGCAUGUGAAAAAUUGAAGAGGUUUUAUUUCUCUUUGUUUUUUUUUUAUAAAUUAUAGAAUUCUUGUGAUUAUAAAUUAUUCUUAUCUUAUGAUCGAAAGGAAAACAUGCUGUUGGUUUCUAGUUUUUUUUCUACCAUUUUUCCCAGAAAAAAACACAAACAUCCCUAUUCUGUUUAUUUCUGACUAUCCAUUGAAUACUAUCCUCCAUGAAUGUCCUUUCAGUACAGAAAGAAAUAAAAAAGAAACACGAAAACUUAAA